AUGGAUAUUAAGGUUAAGAAAAAUGAGUCUACAAACCUCAAUGAAUUAAGAAAGGGUCCAUGGACGUUAGAAGAGGACACCAUUCUUGUUAGUUACAUUACAUCCCACGGUGAAGGUCUCUGGAACACUGUUGCAUCUUCUGCAGGUCUGAAGAGAAGUGGAAAAAGUUGCAGAUUAAGGUGGCUAAAUUAUUUGCGUCCCGAUGUUCGCCGUGGAAAUAUCACACUCCAAGAACAGAUUCUUAUUCUUGAACUCCACUCUCGCUGGGGCAAUAGGUGGUCGAAAAUUGCACAGCAUCUUCCGGGAAGAACAGACAAUGAAAUAAAGAACUAUUGGAGAACGAGAGUGAUCAAGCAAGCGAAGCAGCUCAAGUGCGAUGUCAAUAGUAAACAGUUCAGAGAUGUCUUGCGUUGCGUGUGGAUGCCACGUUUGCUUGAACAGGUUCAAACCUCAUCCGGAUUUCACGACCCGAAUAGACCCGAGUCCGUUCUUCAUCAAAACACAUCGCACAGUUCAGUUUCAGGAACAGAAUGGCCAAACACAAACAACUCCUCGGAAUCUUCAUCACUGGAAUUCCAAGCUCCUUCGAUUUCAGACCAUGAAGUGUUGCCAUGUUUCAAUAACCAGGUUCCAGAACAAGGGAAUAGUAGUAGUGGUGGUGACGACUCGUUGGAGACUUUUUUGAACGAUGAGAGCAUGUGGUUUAUGCAACAACUUUCUGAAGAUUUUGAAAUAAAAUACAAUUUACUUGCGUGA
Molecule: messenger RNA, 756 nt
Organism: Vicia faba (fava bean)
Lineage: Eukaryota; Viridiplantae; Streptophyta; Magnoliopsida; Fabales; Fabaceae
Source: the annotation of a GenBank genome assembly